This is a messenger RNA of Sorex fumeus (smoky shrew), 1061 nucleotides long. It is a transcript of the gene MIS18A, whose product is annotated as MIS18 kinetochore protein A. NCBI's taxonomy places the organism in Eukaryota, Metazoa, Chordata, Mammalia, Eulipotyphla, Soricidae. The transcript is spliced from 6 exons. Bases 1 to 759 code for a protein of 252 amino acids. Gene Ontology annotation, cellular component: chromatin; chromosome, centromeric region; nucleus. The record is from RefSeq and is a predicted model, not a curated record. Gene Ontology annotation, biological process: CENP-A containing chromatin assembly; chromosome segregation.
AUGGCCGCGUCGGCCUGGGAGACGAGCUCCAGCCAGUGCUGCUCCUCCACCAACUGCGCGUGCGGCGACCGAGGCCGCUGGAACAACUCCUCGCUGCUGAGCAAGCGGCUCUCGGAAGACUCGGGCCGCCACCAGCUGCUGCAGAAGUGGGCGAACAUGUGGAGCACCGUGAGCCGCGACUCGUCGAACGGGGGCGACGGCGAGAGGCCGCGACGCCAGGAGGCGGGGGCCGCGCCGGCGGGGGCGGCGGCGGCGGAGGCGGAGGCUACGGAGGAGGAGGAGGCGGAGAGGCUGCUGGUGUUCCUGUGCGGCGGCUGCCGGCGGCCGCUGGGCGACUCGCUGAGCUGGGUGACGAGCCAGGAGGACAGUAACUGCAUCCUGUUGCGCAGCGUUUCCGCUAAUGUUUCUGUGAAUAAGGAACAGAUAUUAUCCAAACGUAAAAAUGAAAAUGGUUGCAUUCUGGAGGCUCUGUACUGCACGGGAUGCUCCCUCAGCCUUGGCUUCAUCUACAAAUACACACCCAAAGCUCUGGAUUACAAGAGGGACUUGUUCUGUCUCAGUGUUGAAGCCAUCGAAAGUUAUAUUUUAGGCUCCUCUGAAAAGCAAAUUGUGUCAGAAGAUAAAGAGCUUUUUAAUCUUGAAAGCAGAGUUGAAAUAGAGAAAUCUCUAAAAGAGAUGGAGGAUGUUUUGAAAGCAUUAGAGAUGAAGCUGUGGGAGGUUGAAUCGAAGUUGUCCUUCAGCAGCUGCUGCAAGAGCUGAGCUUUGUUCCAUCUCAGUGUCCCUGUGGUGAAAAAGUUCUUGUCAUUUCAUGUCACGGAGAAUUAACUUUCAAAGACUGUGUUCCCUGUGGUCUCUUGUACUGAACCAAUUAGACUUUGGGGUGACUGCUGUAUUUGAUAGAUAUGAAGUGGAAGGGGUUUUAUUGUGAUAAGAAAUGAAUUUCACCUUUACUCCUUCGGGUGAUAUUUAGUAUUGACUAGUAAGAAAAUCUUAGACAUUAUGGGACUGGAGUGACAGUACAGUGGGUAGGGUGCUUGCUUGACUUGCAUACAGCUGAUUCA